AGUGGCGAGUGCGGCGGCUGCGGCGGGGCCACGACCCAGACAUCUAGGACUGUUGUUGUUCUCUCGCGGUGGGACCGCCUCAGUCUGGUCGCCCAGAGAGACCAGGAGCUGGUCUAGUUGGGAGCGGGGCGGCCGCGUCCCCUCUCUCUCCUGCUUCCCCAAAGCUGCGGCAGGAGCUGGCACAAACAUCCUGCGGUUGGUCUCCGAUGCCCUUCAGUGAGGAGGGGGUGUCGGGAUCCUGGUGAGCGCACGUCAAGCCCCUCCAGCUACGUGUCUUUGCCGGCCCCCCAGGCCCGCACACCCAAGUCUGGCUGCCAUGGCUGAAAACGCAGAGGGGGACCUGAACUCCAACCUACUCCACGCCCCCUAUCACACCGGGGACCCUCAGCUAGACACGGCCAUCGGGCAGUGGCUCCGUUGGGAUAAGAAUCCCAAAACAAAAGAGCAAAUUGAAAAUCUGUUAAGGAAUGGGAUGAACAAGGAGCUGCGAGAUAGACUUUGUUGCCGAAUGACUUUCGGGACUGCAGGACUUCGUUCUGCUAUGGGGGCAGGAUUUUGCUAUAUUAAUGAUCUUACAGUAAUACAAUCAACACAGGGGAUGUACAAAUACCUUGAGAGAUGUUUCUCAAACUUCAAGCAAAGAGGUUUUGUCGUGGGGUACGACACCCGGGGUCAAGUAACCAGCAGCUGCAGCAGCCAGAGGCUUGCUAAACUCACUGCUGCAGUCUUGCUGGCCAAAGAUGUUCCUGUGUACCUUUUUUCAAGAUAUGUUCCUACGCCUUUUGUACCAUAUGCAGUCCAGGAGCUCAAAGCAGUUGCAGGUGUGAUGAUUACUGCAUCUCACAACCGCAAAGAAGACAAUGGAUACAAGGUUUAUUGGGAAAACGGUGCUCAGAUCACAUCUCCUCAUGAUAAAGAAAUUCUGAAAUGUAUAGAAGAAUGUGUGGAACCCUGGAAUGGUUCCUGGAAUGAUAAUUUAGUGGAUACCAGCCCACUGAAGAGAGAUCCUCUGCAGGACAUUUGUAGGAGAUACAUGGAAGAUCUGAAAAAGAUCUGUUUUUACAGGGAAUUAAACUCAAAAACCACCUUGAAAUUUGUACAUACAUCUUUUCAUGGAGUUGGACAUGACUAUGUGCAGUUGGCUUUUCAAGUAUUUGGUUUUAAGCCUCCAAUUCCAGUACCAGAACAAAAAGAUCCUGAUCCAGACUUUUCUACUGUUAAAUGCCCAAAUCCUGAAGAAGGGGAAUCUGUGCUGGAACUUUCUUUGAGACUGGCAGAGAAAGAAAAUGCCCGGAUAGUGCUAGCCACAGAUCCUGAUGCAGACCGACUGGCAGUGGCAGAACUUCAGGAGAAUGGUGAUUGGAAAGUUUUCACAGGGAAUGAGUUGGCAGCUUUGUUUGGGUGGUGGAUGUUUGAUUGCUGGAAGAAAAAUAAAUCAAGAAAUACUGAUGUGAAGAACAUUUAUAUGUUAGCCACCACAGUCUCUUCCAAAAUUUUGAAGGCAAUUGCACUAAAAGAAGGAUUUCACUUUGAAGAAACGUUACCAGGUUUUAAAUGGAUUGGAAGUAGGAUAAAAGACCUCCUGGAAAAUGGGAAAGAAGUCCUUUUUGCAUUUGAAGAGUCUAUUGGUUUUCUGUGUGGAACUUCAGUUUUGGAUAAGGAUGGGGUGAGUGCAGCCGUUGUUGUUGCUGAGAUGGCAUCUUACCUGGAAACCAUGAAUAUAACAUUGAAACAACAACUGAUUAAGGUUUAUGAAAAAUAUGGUUAUCAUAUUUCAAAAACUUCGUAUUUCUUGUGUUAUGAUCCAACUACCAUCAAAAGUAUAUUUGAAAGGCUUCGCAAUUUUGAUUCUCCAAAAGAAUACCCAAAGUUUUGUGGGACAUUUGCUAUAUUGCAUAUACGAGAUGUUACCACUGGAUAUGAUAGCAGCCAGCCUAAUAAGAAAUCAGUGCUGCCUGUGAGUAAAAACAGCCAAAUGAUUACGUUUUCUUUUCAAAAUGGCUGUGUUGCUACUCUUCGGACAAGUGGGACAGAACCAAAGAUAAAGUAUUAUGCAGAGAUGUGUGCGUCACCUGACCAGAGUGACACUGCCUUACUAGAAGAGGAAUUGAAGAAACUCAUUGAAGCUUUGAUUGAGAAUUUUCUUGAGCCCAGGAAAAAUGGACUGACCUGGCGUUCUGUGUAGUGUUCACCAGUACGUCAUUGCUUUGCACUGGCCCAUGGAACAGAACAACCAAGAACUUCAUGCAUUGAACUCGAGUUAGCAUUCUCUCUCUGUCUCAUCUGGCCGAGUUAUCUUUUUCCUUUUACUUUCUUUCUUUUUGGUUGGCUGACUAAACAAACUGUAUACAUUUGAAAUGAAAUGGUCUGGAGAGAAAUGAUUCAAAUUUUUUCAUAAUCUUGAACAAAAGUCAUUACAUUAAAAAUUAUGGUAACACGUCGUUCUUCCUUCAACAGAAACAAAACAAUACAAAUGAGUUUUCUUAGUAAAGUGUGAUUAAGCUUAGUUCCAUAUUCUUGUAAUUGUGUAUAGCACUUUUUUUUUUAAGGCAGAUAAAUGCUAUAUAAUUGUAGAAUUAGUUAAGGAAAUUAAUCCAUAGAAUUGGCAAGAAAAUGGCACUGUUCCCAGUAUACUGUGGAAAAGUGUCAUUGUUACAUCACAGGUAUUAACUUACAAAUUAGAGUAUUUGAAAUGAGGUAUUUAGCAUUUCUAGCUUAGAACAGAUGUUACAAUAUGUGGUUUCAGCACCUUUGUUUCAGGUGCUCUUGGUGCAGUGUAAAUUUAUUGUAUGUAUUUAAAAUUCUGACAUUUACCGAACAUAAAACAGUAGUGGCAACAUUCCUAGUGGCUUGGUUCUUGUCAAAUUUCUCAGUGCCUUCUCAGGGCAUGGUUUGAAUUGAAAUAGUGUUCUUGCAUUGAAUAUAAUUUAAUCAGUUAAUUUGCAGACAGUUAAAGAAAAUCUUCCAAACUAUAUAGGUGCUUCCCCUCUAUAUCAAAUAGGUUUGUUGAUUUAAAAGUGUUAUGAAUGUAGGUAAAAAUCUCAAUAAAAGCAGGCUCAGUGUAACUGUAGUUAAGGAUCUUCAUGUUAGAAUUAUGUCAGUUAUCACAACCUCUAAGUAAAGAAAAAUAUCCAAACUAAGAAAGGAGCUGUGAAUUUAUUUAAAAGCCUAACCUUUAAACUACAUUUUUACAAGUAUAUUUAUUUCUUUAUCACAUGAAGUGAUGCUCAUUUUACUAAGAAAUAAAACAUCCAGAUUUUAGAUCUUAUGAAACACUAAAAUUACAUGUUUUAAAACUAAAGUCCAGGACUUCCCUGGUGGUGCAGUGGCUAAGAAUCCACCUGCCAAUGCAGGGGACACGGGUUUGAGCCCUGGUCCGGGAAGAUCCCACAUGCCGCAGAGCAACUAAGCCCGUGUGUCACAACUACUGAGCCUGUGCUCUAGAGCACACGAGGCACAACUAAUGACGCCCGCAUGCCUAGAGCCUGUGCUCCACAACAAGAGAAGCCACCGCAAUGAGAAGCCCACGCACCACAACGAAGAGUAGCCCCCGCUCACCACAACUACAGAAAGCCUGUGCGCAGCAACAAAGACCCAACACAGCCAUAAAUAAAUAAAUAAAUAAAUAAAUAAAUAAAUAAAUAAAUAAAACUAAAGUCCAAUUUAUCCUAAUAUCUUGUUGACUUCUGUAGAAUUUCUGAUCGCAAGAAUACUAUUUAUCUUUUUUAGUGUGGAAAAAAAAUUUUUUUGGAAGGUCAUUUUUAGUUGAUUCUGCAUCUUCUAGAAGAGUUAACAGAGAAGUGUUGUUUAAUCUUCUUAAAGUGUAUCCUAUCCUAUAUAGCUCACAGAGUACUUAGUACAUGUGGUAUAGUUAAGAGGUAACAAUAAUGAGGCCUUGGAUGUAUGUAAUUAUACUAAACAAAUUGCCUAUGGGCGAUAACUAGUAUGAGAGAAUUUAUUUCCUAAAUAAUAAUAAUAAUAUAAAAUUUGAACUGAAUAGAAUAUUUAUUAAAUCAUGGUUUGGUUUAUUGCAGCUAACAUUUGGUUGAAUCCAGAUAAUCCAGAUGUGAGUUUCAAAUUAUUGUAUUGGCACUAUUGUUAAUUUGUUCCUUCCUUACUUUCUUGUAGCUGAGUCUUGUGUGACUGUAGAUAAUAGAGCUAAAUGUAGAGCACUAUUUCUGAAUGAGUUUGUUUUCAGAGGCUUUGCACUAAAGACGAAAUGUGUAGAAUUUUUUGCUUUAUUUGCUUUUGGGAAUGUAGACUGUAAUUUAGGAAAUGGCCUAUAAUCUACAAAGUGGUAUGAACAAUGCUACAUAUAUAUAUAUAUAUAUAUAUGAAAAAUAUGUAUAUUGGGUUUUAGUAUCUGUGUUUCAGUGACUGAAGAACAAAGUUGAGCUAAAAUGAUACAAUAGCUCAUUCAUAAUCACUAAAGUCGUGUCAUACUGUCAUUCUAUUAUAAAUAGAACAGUUUUGAGUGCUUUAAUAUAAUGCAACACUUGAGUCAUCUUAAUCAAGGUGAAAAGUCAUUAAGGCUUGGAUUCUUAUCUCAAAAAUUUAAAAAUCCAAAGUUAAAAUUAACAAAAUUUUACAAAUGUUCCUGAAGUGUAUAGAUUGAGGGAAUUAUUUGAUUCUAGCCAAGCUCUCGAGUCUGUCUAAGCAUAUUUAACAAGAACUUGACAUAGUGGGUGUACACUUGCCUAACAGAAUAAAUUCAGUAGCCCCAGCCAACCAAGGGAAACAGAAGUACUGGCCGGUAGGUCUCAGCCUUAGGAUCUACAUUGUUUAUCUUUUUGUUUAUGAAUAAUAUCAUGGAAAUGAAUGCAUUCUCAUUGAGUGUGUAAAUCAAAACUGGUAUUUUCUAGAGCUUUGGGGAAAAGGAAAGAAUUAAUGGGGCAAGAUCAAAGCACUGGAAAUAAACAGUAGAAAUAACAAUAGAAAGGUCAGUAAGGUGGCACAGGAAAUGCUUCGUGUGAAGGGCAAACUUAUCACCCGAAAAGUGGGGAGUGAACUGGCUGUGGGCAAGUUGUUUACUUGUGUUUACUUGUUAUUAUGAUGAGCAGAUAGUGAUGCUUUUGUUUUCCUUUAUUAGUGACCACUAAAAAGAGACCAGGGAGGCCUUUGAGGAGGUGAGAAAAAGUACCUCUCUUACUGAUUCAGUUCCUGCUAGGAUGUUGUAUUUUAGGAUCAUAUGGGAACUGGGGAGGGGAGGAUAUAGCAGAAAUAAAAAGGAAUGAAAUAUAGACUGGGAAAUAAGAUCCAUGAGAAAAAGUUCAAAGGAUUAAGAUCAUUUAACUGUGGAGGGGAGAGAGCUGUUGAGAUAGUUUAAUAACUCUUGAGUUAUUAAUUGAAUCGUUUAUUGAAGAACUCAAAGUAGGAAGUUUGAUAAUAUGACAAACUGUUCUCCAUCUCCAUCAAGGACAGAAUAAUAGGAAAUAAGGAUUUUUUUUUAAUAAAAUUAAACAUUUUAAAAUUAAAGGGGUAUACUAAAUGGCUUUUUAAGGUUCCUUCCAAUACUGUUUUUUUUUUAAAUCUCAGGUUGGAACAAAGAUGAUGUCAUAAAGAGCACUGAAAAUAACAUUUCAGUUUCACUGCAUACCUAGAAGAAUUUAGCUCACAAGAUAGUUUUUGUGUAUGUUGAAUAGUAGAUGCAUGAGUGCAGUCUUUAUUCAUUGUAUAAAGACCUGCUUAAUUUAACCUGCAAAUUAAGUGAGACGUGAACACAAUUUUGUUCAUCUUGAAGAAUGUAUAGCAUUAUAGGAUAGUUGAGAGGUUUGUUUUAAAUAUAAAUUAUUGUUAUUUGGAUGUUGUAACUUCAGCAGACAGAAGGUUCUAAGAGGUUGGAUGCUUUGGAAUAUCUUUAUAUAGGGAAUAGACUUCCAAUUUCUUAAGCAAGUUGCUUCUGGAAUUGAUGCAACAAAGAUAUUAGCUGGAGUUUAAUGGAGAAAUGUUCUACAAACUGCUGCUAUUGGUAUUUCUCUUAGAUGUUUUCCACUGAUGUUUGUGAUGCUUGAAAAAUCCAAAUUCUGCUUGGAUAAAUUUGUUUUAUGCUUUUUUCUCUCUACCUCCCUCUUUCCCUAGGUGCCCUCCCACAUUUUGUUACUGUGAAAAGCUGUUGUCCUAUUACCUCACUGAUAAGUGAUCUUAACUGUAUUCGUUCAGAAUGCUUUAAACUUAUUCCUAAGCUGUUUUUGUUUAUGGACUUUGGGUUAUUUUGUUAUUAUUGUGAAAAUAUUUAAGACAUUGUAAGAAGUAAUUUUAAAUCUAUUGCAUAACCUUUUUUGGUUUUCUGGAUACUACUAUAUAUUAAUUUAUUAUGGCCUUUUACAAUUCACUUGUUUUCUGAAAUUGCUCUAGAAACUGAGGAAGAAAGAGUCAUACUAACCUAAAUGAAUGGUCAACUGAUCUAGCAUUCUAUUUCAGGUUUCCUUGUACUUUGGGCACCCAAAGCACAAGAUCCGAGAUAAUCUUUUUUCACAUUUGUCCCUCAAAGCAUCUUACCCUAAGCCAUAAGAAGACUAAGUGGCAAGAAGAGAGUCUCUCAUUGUCUGACUCUUUACACAGCCUGAUUUUACUCCCAGUUUGAAACAAAGUUAGUGUUUACCAUUGGUUACUUUAAAUAUUCACCAUACUGUUAUAUUCAUUAAGACAUCUGUUCGUUAAUUCACGAUUGUGUACUUAAAAAAGAGAACAUAGAAGAAUGAGUAAAGUGACCAAGAUAAGGGCAAAGUGACAUAUCUAAAGUUUGCUUCUCAAAUUUUUCCACCAGCAUAAUCCUCAAGCAGAGGAGCAUGAAUGUGUAGGGGAAGGGGCCUGAGAGCAAAAUCAGAAGCAGCCUGCCACUCAGGAAAUUUCGUGUUCUCUCUUAAAAAUGUAAGUGAAUUUUGCAUUCUCCAUAAUAAAACUGUUUUAGUAUAAAAAUGAUUCCUUCAGUCUUCAUGGAAACUGGUGCUGCCAGAAAGAGGCACCGUGUUUAUCACAUGGGCUCUCAGUUUUCUCCCCCCCACCCCCGCCCUCAGUUGCUGCAUAUCCCUGGGGGUACCGCACUGACUCUAGUGUGAGAAAUAUAAACAUAACGCAUACCAAGGAUAUUCCCUUUAGAAGCUGACUUUUGAAAGUAUUCAUGCCAAAUUGAAGUGACCUGAAACAGUUAUGUUACCACUGAACCUUGUAAUAUAGUCAGAGGUGUUGGCCAGUUUGUUCUGUUUAAUUCUUUGGCAUUCCUGGACUAAGAAGGGGCACCUGACUAUCAGCUCCCUGAGAGCAAGCAUCAUGGUUUAUUAUUUUUUCAUCUCCACACCACCUAGUGUAGUACCUGUUGUAGAGUACUUAAUGGGUGACAGUAGGAAUUAUGGGAUUUUAUUUUAAAGAAACAAAUAGUUUAGGAAACAAUCGAAAACGUUCAUUUUCUGAUUCAGCUUUUAAAACAAUUCUCAGUACUGAAGUUUGUUAAGCACGCACACCCUUAAAUACCGUUUCUUCGGAGAGAGAAGAGCAUAUUCCUAUUUCGAAAUUGUAUGUAAGGCCUAGUGUUUUACACUCAAAGCAAGAUGUUGGCCAAGAAGGCUAAGAAAGUGUCUGUGUAGACUUAAUAUCAUUAGUAUUAGUGCCAUUAUGAGCCUGCUAGGGCUGCUUUCCAAGUGAGUCACAACUAAUUUGAUACUGUUUGGUAUAUUUUUGUUCAGUGUUAUGAUUCAUCAUAUAUCUUACAGGAACCACUCAAACAAGAGUUGCAUCUGUAUAUGAUGAGGCCUUGUGUUAUAGGCUAAAACAAACUCUUUGUAUACAUCAUUGAAUAUGCCAGAUAAAAUAUAUGCAGUUAAGAAUUAUUUAUUUUUUUGUGUAGCGGUAGUUCAGAAUUGUGCCCUUGUUUUAAUAGUUUCUGUCAACAUCUCGUUUUUCCUUGCAAAAACACCAGGGUGUAUCAUAAGUACUGCCUAUGAGAAUUUGCAUUUAAGUAUUUGUGUGUGUGGUUUUCGUGUGGUUUUAGCCAAAUGAAGUGUUAUCAGUAAUAAACAGGUCUCUUCAUA
Messenger RNA from Globicephala melas (long-finned pilot whale), 8027 nucleotides. It is a transcript of the gene PGM2L1, whose product is annotated as phosphoglucomutase 2 like 1. The record is from RefSeq and is a predicted model, not a curated record. Gene Ontology annotation, biological process: carbohydrate metabolic process. Gene Ontology annotation, cellular component: nucleus. Lineage: Eukaryota; Metazoa; Chordata; Mammalia; Artiodactyla; Delphinidae. Gene Ontology annotation, molecular function: glucose-1,6-bisphosphate synthase activity; intramolecular phosphotransferase activity.